Pieris macdunnoughi is the source of this 687-nucleotide messenger RNA. The record is from the annotation of a GenBank genome assembly. NCBI's taxonomy places the organism in Eukaryota, Metazoa, Arthropoda, Insecta, Lepidoptera, Pieridae.
AUGGAUUCAUUGGGGCCGGAACAUCCAAGAAAUCUUAUACCUGAAUUAUGUUCCCAAUUUUACCAUAUGGGAUGGGUCACAGGCACUGGUGGUGGCAUUUCAAUUAAAGAAGGGGAUAAAAUAUACAUUGCUCCGUCAGGAGUACAAAAGGAAAGAAUGAAACCAGAUGACUUAUUUGUUCAAACAAUUAAUGAUGAAGAUCUGGAAUUACCACCACCUGACAAAAAGUUAAAGAAAAGUCAAUGUACUCCCCUAUUCAUGCUCGCGUAUCGUGAGCGAGGCGCUGGUGCAGUCAUACAUACACAUUCACCACAUGCUGUACGCUGUACCCUGCUGUAUGACAAGGAGUUUGCUAUCACCCACCAAGAGAUGAUAAAGGGUAUAAAAGAUGCCAAAUUGGGUAGAUAUCUGCGUUAUGAUGAGAAACUAGUAGUUCCUAUAAUUGAGAACACUCCAUUUGAGAAAGAUCUAGCCGGUAGUUUGGGAGAAGCUAUAGCAAAGUAUCCUGGUACAAGUGCAGUACUGGUGCGAAGACAUGGAGUCUAUGUAUGGGGUGAUAGUUGGCAACAAGCUAAAACUAUGACGGAAUGCUACGACUACCUUUUCGAAAUGGCAGUGGAAAUGAAGAAACUAGGACUCAACCCAGCCUAUAAUCCCGAAACUGAGAAAGUUGAGAAUAGUGUAUAA